AUGAAAAAGAAGAAGAAGAAGAAGAAGAAGAAGAAGAAGAAGAAGAAGAAGAAGAAGAAGAAGAAGAAGAAGAAGAAGAAGAAGAAGAAGAAGAAGAAGACAUCACUAAUCUGUACAGAAAUCAAGAAAGAGUCUCUACCAGGAUCAUGGGAUCCACUUCAAAGAAUACUGUAA
Molecule: messenger RNA, 174 nt
Organism: Spirodela intermedia
Lineage: Eukaryota; Viridiplantae; Streptophyta; Magnoliopsida; Alismatales; Araceae
Source: the annotation of a GenBank genome assembly